This is a messenger RNA of Orbilia oligospora ATCC 24927, 2421 nucleotides long. RefSeq lists its product as uncharacterized. Gene Ontology annotation, biological process: ribosome-associated ubiquitin-dependent protein catabolic process; rescue of stalled cytosolic ribosome. The transcript has a single exon. The record is from RefSeq and is a predicted model, not a curated record. Gene Ontology annotation, cellular component: RQC complex. Bases 1 to 2421 code for a protein of 806 amino acids. Lineage: Eukaryota; Fungi; Ascomycota; Orbiliomycetes; Orbiliales; Orbiliaceae.
AUGUCCACUCGCGCACUAAGAAAGGCCCAACAGCGGGCAGAAGAGGAGCGUCUGGCCGCUCUCGCCGCCUCCCCUCUCUCGAAGGGUCCCCAAAACGACGAAGAAGAAGAUGAAGAAGAGGAGGAGGAAGAAGAGAUACCUAUCGUCUCAAAGAAGCCAAACCUCUUUGCUAUGCUAGAAGAAGAGCUCGAGGAAGCAGAGGGUGAAGACCAAGACGACGACGAAAAUGACGUCCUAGAGCCCCCUUCGACGACAUCAACAUCAACCUCAACAGCCCCGUCAAAAUCAAAGAAGAAUAAAAAGAAAAAGAAGAAGAAUAAAGGCAAAUCUAAAGCUAUCUCAGAAGACAAAGAAGAGGACGACAAUGACGAUAAAGACUUUGACGAGGCAUUACAAGCCCUCAAAUCAACAACCAUAUCCUCCUCCACCCCCACAUCCUCCUCUUCUUCAUCCCCUUCAUCCCUCCUAAACACCCUCCUCCACAUCGACCCCCGCCACCUCGACCUCGAAAACGAAAUGCGCAAACUCUUCGGCCGCUCUGCCACCCGCGAAAACCCACAAGAUACCCGUCCCCUUCGCACCCGCAACCUCCCAGGCUCCUCCACCCCCCGCACCCUCUCAUCCCGUCGCAACCCCUUCGUCCAACCCUCCGACAACUGGCCUCGCGACUCCUCAGGCGGUCUAUCAAUGGACCUCCUCUCCAAAUCCCCCAUCGACUCCACAAUCUCCUUCAAAUACUCCCAUUCCCGCGCCUACCAAGAAACCCAACGUCAAUUCCUCCUCUGCGUCCGCUCCAUGGAUCCAGACCGAAUGAUCUCCCACCUCUCCUCCCAUCCAUACCACAUCUCCACCUUACUCCAAACAAGUCACAUAGCACUAACCCAAUCAAACGACCACACAACCUCCCAAACCCUCCUCUCCCGCGCCCUUUUCUCAAUGGGCAGAAGCAGCCACUCCGUCUUCCCCACAUCCCUAACAUCAGGCCUAGCCCGCCUCUCCUUCGACCACUUCGAAAACCGCGAACUCUACUUCUCAGCCUGGAAAUACAUCCUCUCCCUCUCCCGCAGAGGGCUCUGGCGCACAGGUCUAGAAUUCCUAAAACUCCUCCUCCAACUCGAUCCCAUAAACGAUCCACUAUGUCUCCUACUAAUAAUCGACCAAUACGCCUUAAAAUCCCGCUGCUUCGAUCUAUUACUCUCAUUAUCUUCAACCCCAUUAUUAACCCAAACAUGGUCACAAAGUCCAAAUAUAGCCUACUCCCUCUCCCUCGCCGAAUUCAUGGCCGGGAACCUGGAAGCCGCAAAAUCAAGACUGACGGAAGCGAUAAUUACAUACCCCUGGAUAAUCACAAAACUCCACGGCGCAUUAUCAUUCGAAAGCACUUCUUCCACAUCUACCACCUUACCGGAAGAAUUAUGGGGUAUCCUACCCCGAACUAAAAUCGACGGUCUAUUGGCAGAGAUGUAUACCCUAAGAAUGGGAGAUCUGUGGAAUAUACCCGAACACGCACAAUUCCUCCUCUCAGUACUCUUCGAAAACCCCAAGAAAUUUAAUAAAAUAGAUAGAAAAACACUGGGGAGUAUGGAUUCUGUAUACGUGGAUGUCAAAUUGAGAGAUCUGGCUAGACAUAUUUUCUUGAUGGAUUUGAACGAGAGUAGGGGGUUGAUCGGUUUCUUACCUGCAGAGCUACGGAACGAUCAGGGUUAUGCGUGGGAUAUUUUACCACCUGUGGGGAAGGAAAGUGAAUACCAGAAGGAAAUGCAGGCGGAGACUGGUGGUGGGAUAAAUACGGGAGGUAUUCCGAUUGAAGCUGUGGGAGCGAGGGGGUUGUUUGAAGCAUUCUUUAGAAGUCUGUUACCGGAUUUUCGACCACCUGAUAUGCCACAGCCGACGGUACAAGCACCUGCUGCUAAUGCUGCUGCUACGGUGGUGGAGGGUAAUCAAGGACAACAACUACCACGACAGCAACAACAGCAGGAAACGGGAACAUUUGAAGUCGGAGAAGAUGAUUUGAGAGCUACGCUUGUGACGAUGGUAGAAGAUGGAAUCGGGUUUCCAGCCGAGAUGGGACUUUCGGAUCGUGUUGAAUUGGCAAUAAAUGUUGGACUUGUCCCACGGGAGUUGAGGGGGUGGUUUGGAGAGAGGUUUGGAGUUGUGAUUGGUGAUGAUGAUAAUGAUAAUGAUAACGGACAGGAUGAGGUUGAAGAAGGUGGUGGUGUGGUGGAAGUUGGAGAGGAACAGCAGGAGGAGGAAGAAGAAGUACAGGAGAGGGAUAGUAGAGCUAUUGAUCGGUUGGUACAGAUAUUGGGAACAGGAGAUAGGGCGAGUUUGAGGAUGAGGGUUGAUAGGAUGUUUGAGGGACAAGGAGCGGAGAUGGCGGAGGUGAAGAGACGGGUUGAGGAGAGGUUGGGGUUGAGGUAG